UAUCAAAUAUUUGUAUCUAUGCUUUUAGAGAAUAUUUUUCAAAGUGAGAUCAUUGUGUAAAGAUCGAAUUCGUUGCUGACGCUUGCCUGCUCUUAUGUUGGAGAGAUGAUUAAUAUCAAGUGGUUGCUCAUCUUAUGCGCAAUAAUAUGCACACAAUGUAUCAUUCGUACGUGCGAGGCCAACACCAACACCGAUGGGCCUUUAAAGCUGAAAACUCAGGUCAUCAAAGCAGCAAACCCAUUCACUAGAGCAUCUAUAUUCAGAAACCCGUACAAUUACUACGACUUCCUCGCCAACAGUAAGUUCUUUGUCGACACUUCGUUGCUGAUAGAAUAUGUAUUCGAUGCCCCCAUUACUCUUAUAACACUGGCAAGAGGAUUUGGCAAGAGCAUGAAUUUAAACAUGUUGAGAACUUUUUUCGAAAUCGAAUUUGAUCCGACUACACAGGAAAUUGUACCCAAAGAUCAGACAAAGGCGUAUUAUUUAUUCAAAUGCGACAUCGUGCAAGCGGAAAUAGAAAACAUCACUUUAAGACCAAAAUUUUUAAUAAAAGAAAGGAAACGUAUAAUGGAGCAAAUGAAUAAAUACCCCGUCGUUCAUUUAAAUUUGGGUAACCCUCACGGUAGGUAUCGUGACCUUAAAGAAAUCUGCAAGUUUAUCGUUAGCAAAUCUAAUCAAACUUUCGACGCUCAUCGAUACAUGCAACGCUUUAAUACAACUCCACCUGGGUUGAAAUUUAAAAAAGCAUAUGAACAUUUGAAUAGCAUAAAGUGCUCUGAACGUCCUGGCGAAGUAUCCGGUCCUUUAGUACAACUCAUUAGUGCAUUACGCUCACAUUUCGACGUACCAGUGAUCGUACUAAUCGACGAGUAUGACUCUAUGCUGAACGGAGUCCUCAUCGAGUCCAUUCGCACUAACGAAAAUUACCCAAAUGAAGUAAUUCAGUACUUCGGGAAUUAUUUCGGAGCACUGUUGAAAGAUAACGAAAACGUAAAAACAGCCGUUCUUACUGGAAUAAUUCCGUGGAAAAAUUCUGGCGUGUUUUCCGAAUUAUUCGAUAAAGUAUCGAUAAAAACUAUGGCCGAUGAUACACCUUUAGAAUGUUUCGGAAUUACCCAGGAAAAUCUUCGAGACAUGUUUAAUUUAUCACACGAUGGCGUAUUCAAGGAAAAUGCAUACAGUAAAAUGGAAAGCUUCUACGACGGAUACCUUUUCGGCAAACCUCCUUUCGUUAAAAAAUUCAACCCUGUAUCAAUCGGAAUGUUUUUCAACAAAAAUCAAGCUAUAAAAGAGUACUGGACGAAAACCGGAAACGUUAAGGUUCUUUUAGAGAAAUUGACUAAAUUCAAAAACUUUAAUACCUCAUUUUCAAAACUUUUGUCAGGUGAUGAAGUGAAAAUUACCAGCAGUCCGUCUGCCAUUGAUUUCAGUAGUGCGGCCAAGUUAGUGGCGAAAGCUGAUAGUUUAAAUGAAAACGAAUGGUACAAGUCUGAUUUGAAUGCGAAUGACAUCGACUUAGCAUUUUGCUCGUUAUAUUAUGCGGGAUAUCUCACCCUUUCAAAUCGUGCACCCAGUCCGGAAACGUGGAUGCGAAUUCCAAAUAAGGAAGUGAUGGACUACCUGUCUCAGUCUGCAAAUCAGUGAAUCGCUGAUGAUACGUCAAAAAGAUCUGCAACUGCAAUUUAGAAUCAAAACAGAAGCGUUUUCCAACGAGUAUGGGAAGAUUAUUUUAAUCGAUUGUGAUAUUGAAAACUUGGCUAAAUAAAGCUUUCACGAAUACGUGGCAGCUGACGAAAAAUAAGCUUCAUGAAGAUACGUCAAAAUUGAUCGAGCUGUAUAUGGAAAGCAUCUUUGAAGGUACGAAGAAAUCCGGAUCUAGUGUCAAUUUAUAACGAAACGUAAUUAAGGAAGAAAUUUAUCUAAACCACCCCGAUUACAUACACAUCAAAUCUAUGAAAAAAAGUAGGUUUGGUGGUACAUUCCGACCUACCAGUCGAAGCAAUUCCAACUAUUGCCCGGUGUGCAACAAAAUCAGUUAUUCCACAAACAAAGCAAGCGUAGCUAGCUAGUCAAUUACCUACGUAAUUAAGUUUAAUUUAAUUUGUACAUAAUUAACAUUUAGGUAUGUAAAUAUAGGUACUUAAUUAUACUGUUACAUUGUGCUUACC
Molecule: messenger RNA, 2168 nt
Organism: Planococcus citri (citrus mealybug)
Lineage: Eukaryota; Metazoa; Arthropoda; Insecta; Hemiptera; Pseudococcidae
Exons: 2
Coding region: 106-1644 (512 amino acids)
Source: RefSeq, a predicted model, not a curated record